AUGUUGAAGAAGGCUGCUAAAAAUGGAAGGGUCGACGUGCUGUAUAAGUUGCUUGCACAAGAUCCACAUCUUCUGGAGCAUCUAGAUAGCAUGCUCAUAGUUGAUACUCCUCUACAUGUAGCUGCAAGGGCUGGCAAAACUCAUUUUGCUAUGGAAGUUGCGAGCCUAAAGCCAUCACUUGCUUGGAAACUAAAUGAAGAUGGAGUUAGCCCCAUGCACUUGGCUUUGCGAAAUGGGCACGUUGAAACUGCGAGAGGGCUUGCAACAGUGGACUGCAAGCUCAUCAGGGUCAAAGGAAAAGAGAGAAUUACUCCUUUGCACCUUGUAGCGGAAAUAGGAGACAUUGAUCUCUUGGAAGAAUUUCUACUUUCUUGUCCAUCAUCCAUCCAAGAUUUGACAGUUCGCCGCGAGACUGCCGUGCAUGUUGCUGUCAAACACAAAAACUUGCAAGCUCUUAAAUUUCUUUUCGGAUGGCUUCAUAGGCAAAAUAUGGAAAGCAUCCUAAAUUGGAAGGAUGAGGAAGGGAACACUGUAUUGCACAUCGCAGUUCUCAAAAAUGACCCAAAGGCUGUGGAGUUGUUAAUCAAUAAUGUUGAUAACCAUGCUAAAAAUGGCAACAAUAUGACCGCUAUGGACAUCUUCGAAAGCCAAUGCAAAUCUCAAAAUGGCGAAAUUGGAGAUAUCCUCCAUCGUGCUUCUUUCAUUUCAAGUUUCCUGAAUUCACUCAUCAGAAAACGAGACCACUACUUGGGAUUUAGAGUGGCUCCCCAAGGCCCAGAAAUUUUCACCAUUGACACUCGCAGUAUAAUACUUGUUGUAGCUGUACUGAUCGCAACAGCUACCUACCAAGCUAUACUCAGCCCUCCUGGCGGAUAUUGGCAAGAUACCUAUAGCCCACCGGAGAAUAGCACCAACUCCACUACCAAUGACAUUGAUGAAGAGCAACGUGGAUCACAUCAAGCUGGAACAAUGAUUAUGAAUGCAUUUGAGAGUUCUUACUUCGCACUUCUUAACAGUUCAGCCUUCUGUGCAUCUGUGUGCACAAUUGUUGUUCUUGUUAUGGGGCUUCCUUUUGCUUUCUUUCUUGAAGCCUCUACUCUCUUCAUCUCAUGUUCCUAUUUUGUUUCGCUACUUACCAUCUUCCCAUAUUCGGAUAGAACCACAGUGUGUCUUCUUCUGCUAAUUGGGGUGAUAUUGGCUUGUGUUCAUCUCCUGGCAUUUGAGGCUCACCGGCGUAAGAGAGAAAAACGCAAGGUGGGAAAAUAUCAAUGGAAGUAUCAACUGUUCACUCUAAAUCCUGGUCAAAUGUGCGAGAAUUCAUCCAAGUUCUUCUCUUUUCUUUGGAGAUUUCUCCUUAAACCUUCACCGAAAGCAUCAUCCUCUUUAGAAUAUCCUCCUUUGUAG
Hevea brasiliensis (rubber tree) is the source of this 1404-nucleotide messenger RNA. Its product is annotated as ankyrin repeat-containing protein BDA1-like. The record is from RefSeq and is a predicted model, not a curated record. Lineage: Eukaryota; Viridiplantae; Streptophyta; Magnoliopsida; Malpighiales; Euphorbiaceae. Bases 1 to 1404 code for a protein of 467 amino acids. Gene Ontology annotation, molecular function: protein binding. The transcript is spliced from 2 exons.